UUACCGUAGCCUUUGAACUGCGCCUGCGCCAAAAAACAACAAAACGCUUAAUCAAUAAAAACAUAAAAUUUAGUGCGCAAGGAGCAUCAGCAGCAGAAACAGGAACAAAACAAUAUUCCCGAAGGAUAAGGACAACAAAACAGACAGUACAUUUUGUAGAUGAAGGAAGUAUAUGAUUUAUAGCAAAAGCAUACGGAGUUUUUGAUUUCGUCACCUGCAGAAGGGCAAAAGGAACAAAAUAACAAAAACAACAGGAAGACUAAGUGCGGAGAGCAGGAGAAGGUCAGAGGAAUUACGCAGAGACGGAUAGAGAGUGUAUGGCAGAAUCGUUUCACGUCCUAAUUUGAUUAGGACCAACUUAAGCAGCAGACAAGUCAGCAGAAUCGACCAUCGCUAGUCAAAACAAUCUGCAAGGAAGAACAAUCAAAGUGGAAGAAAAGGAGAUAGAAACAGUAAACAAUCAAUCGAAUAAGGAAGGAGCUGCAGAAGGACAGAAAGAGGAUCAUAAGAAGAGACAAAGAAAAGUAAAAGAGAAUAUCCAUCAAAAUCCGACAAAGAGAAGCUCUAGAAGAGCGCGGGAGCUUCGGAAGAAUCUGAAGAUUAGAAAAAAGAACAGGACACAAUGUAUAAAACCAUAAGGCACGGUGAAAACAGUCUGCAGUAUACGAUUCUGCCGCAGAACGACGACUUCCGCAUCGAGGGCAAACUGUCGGGCACCGGACGUUCCUCCGGCGUCGGAGCCUCGUCCUCCGGCUCUUCCGCCUCCUCUUCCGGAUCCUCGGUCAAGGUCAAGGGUCAGCGCCGCCGACGAUCCUUCUUCGCCUAUUUGGGCCUAAUUUUCGUUUGCACCGUCAUUAUUGGAGCCGUGCUUAUACCCUUUUUGGUCUCCGCCGAGUGUCUACCAAAUCCCACGGAAUGGUUCUUGAAAACCAAGGCGGCCCUGGUCCACAGCCCACAAAGAGGCGGUGGUGAAAGGGCAGAGACUGUCCCUGGUAGUCCCACAUUGCCCACAGGAUCACCCUUGUUGCAGCAGAAUGUGGGCAGGAACGUGCAGAUCGUGAAUCGGAAUGGCAUAGAGCAGUUUGUGAUCCGCUUGAAUAAAACCAAUACGAAUGCCAGUACCACCAGUGGCACCACCGCCACGGAAACCACUUCGACCAGCAGCAGCAGCACCACCACGUCCACCACCACAACCACACGAGCUCCCACUACGACAACAACGACAACGACCAGCACAACGACAACAACCAGAGAGCCACCAGUGACCACACCACGAUACAUGCCACCGGCCACCACAAUCACCACCCGAAUCAUCCAGGUGCCCCUACUCAAGUCCGCCGCAAAGAAACCCAUCAUGCCACCCGUUUUGGCCAAGGCCCAAGGACCUCAAAUCCAAACCGGAGCUGGCCAGAAUUCCAGGAUGCAAGUGCAAUCAUCGGAUGCGGAGGAACAAGCUCGGGAAUCGAGUGACGAGAAGAGCAACAGCGCCUGGAUAAAGACGCACUGGGCCUUCAUCGAUCCCUCGACCUUAUUUCAGUGGACCGGUUACAAGGACGAGGAUAGCGUGCUGCUGCCCGCUCUUUUGGGAUUCGCCCUCAUUGGAGUGAUUCUGAUUAUAACCGUUUGCCUGGUGGCACGCAACAAGCGCACAAUUGUGUCCUCCGUUCGCAAGCGAAAUCGCAAUGACAUCGAGGAUCAGGGCGCCGAGGAUAACGCCACUCUGCUGACCACCACAAAUAUGUCGGACGACGAUUAAUUGGAACUCGUCUAGAUGAUUCCCACUUUAAUCCCGAUUAACCUUCGAUUCAAGCUUUUUGUUUAUCGGCCUGCUUAAGCUGGGAUUUCCGUUUAAUGGCACACAUUUGUAUUUACCUAGAUAUAAGCUAAGAAAGCCCCACAACAUAUAGUAUGUACAGCAGCGGUCAAAAUAAUAGUAUUAGUAUCGCCAUAAAAACAUACCUUUGAGGCAUAAAACAAAUUUUCCUAUAAUUUAUCAUAUUGCUUACUUACCAAAAAAAAAAAAAAUAGGCUUAAGAAACCUUUAUUUAAGUUUUAAAAGAAAGUAUGCAAGCUUUUAAUGAUUCUUUAAAAUUCACUUUUCAGUAUGCUGUACUAAAUGGUUCUGUAAUCAUUUCAGAAAAUAAUUCAUACAAAUUUUUGGGAUAAUCUAUUUUUUUACUUCAAAAUUUAAAAAUAUUUUAAAAUGGUUUAUCUAUAAUAAUAGUUUUUCACAUUUAUGGUAUUAUCUUCAUGAAAAUAUUUCAAAUUGUUUCUAAAGUUGCUCCCAGCUAUCCUUGAUUACUAUUUGCAAAAGUUAAAACACUUUUAUUUUGACCACAACUGUAUAUCGGAUCUCAGCGCUGUCCAAAAAGAGCCAAGCUAAUAUGUUAAAAAAACCAAAAUGCAAAAAAACUUUCUCUGUUAUGUUUCUUCUUCCCUUUCUCCAAAAAAAAGCAAGCGGAAACUGAAACAAAAAAAAAGAAAAGAAGACUGUUUCUGAAACAACAAAAUGAACACAAACACAAGCGAGCUAAUCUUUAUAGUUUUCCAAACAAAAUAAUUCCUGCUUUAAUAACUCGUUUUUCGAAAGUCUUUUUUUUUCCCAUCCCAACAAUUUUAUAUGCGUCUGAAUGAGUGUGUGAUUGACUCUGUGUGUGUGUGUGUGUGCGUGUGUGUGUGGAAGAGCUUGAUUUAAAUAUCCAUACGUAUAAAUAUAAUAUUUAUGAGCUAGCUCGAUAUGUAAUUUGAGUUGAAAAAUUUAUAUUAAUGAAAAUCUACUUUUUUGAUAGAUUUUUGUGUGGUAAAUCCAAAUCUGAUCAAAAAAAAUUUCCGCUUUCACCAUUUCCUCAAAAGUACAACUUUUUGGCUUUAAGAUAUUUCUUUCCAAAUAAUAAUACAACAAACAAAGAAAAGUUCAUUUUCAUUAGUGUUUAAAAAAAGGGUAGAAUUUUGUAACUCGUAUUACAAAGAAAUUAGUGAACUAAUGAGUACAGUGCGUUUCAGGGCUCUAGGGGUCUAUAAAAACUAAUUUCAAACUAAUAUACUUUGUAAACUAAAGCGAGCUUUUUUAAAUUUAAUUUUACUCCAACAAAAAGUUUAGCGAUCUUGCUGCUCUGAGCCGCACUGUACCACGAAAUUUAUUUGGAAAAGCGUAAAAUAUGUACUUAUAAGUUAAAUAUGUCACCAGACCCAAAAAUCGGUGUGAGCCCUAGGAAAACACACUCAAAUCAAAUGAAAACGUCCAGAAAUAAGAAUCUUUUUUUGAGCAAGCUGUGCUUCUACUUAUCGAGCGUGGACUGUACUUGAUUUUCAGCACAAAAUUAUUGAGGGAUGCAUUUACGCCUGGGAUCCUGCAUAAUUUGCAGCCAAAAAGCACACAACAAAAUAAAAUGCUUGCCGAAAAAAUCCAGAUGGGGACAGUGUAUAAGCGAGGAGGGGAAUAGAGUUUGUAGCGGGGGGACUACUGUAUGUCUAUAUAAAUUGUGUAUAACUGUGAAGCAUUGACAAGUAUUUGAGAUGAUCUGUAUUUUUGUAAGCGUAAUAUUUAAAGCGACAACCAAUAAAAACCAAAAAACAAAUUCAGAGAAGCAACUAUAUAGCGUAAGAUAAAGAUAUCGGGCGCAGCACUCGCAACUCAAAAUUGAUUUGCUCAACACACAUAAUAUAUACAUACAAUAUAUAUAUACAUAUAUAUAUAUAUUAUAUACAAACAAAAAUAUGUAACGCAAUGUAUAAGGCUUGCAUUUACAUUUACGAGCGGGAUAUAUCCUCCAUAUGUAUAUGUUAUCACUAAUUUGCAAAGCUAAACUAAGUCCAUGUAUACAAAAACAAGAUAUCCGGCG
Drosophila elegans is the source of this 3842-nucleotide messenger RNA. Its product is annotated as location of vulva defective 1. The transcript has 4 exons. Lineage: Eukaryota; Metazoa; Arthropoda; Insecta; Diptera; Drosophilidae. The coding region runs from base 623 to 1756 and encodes 377 amino acids. The record is from RefSeq and is a predicted model, not a curated record.